CAUGCAGUCAUGGCAAACUGCAGUUCAGUGUAGUUUUGUCGAAUUAGGGUUUCCAGAUUCUGUUUUCUCGAGCUCUGAUCUGCUUCGCUUCGCAGCGAUACCUCGAUCGUGAGCAUUCUAUGCAGCUCAAGCUCACGGGGGAGCAUGGAAGCCACCGAUGAAUUCCUGCGUUUCGAAGAAACCAUGGAUUUUCACAAGACGGAGUUAAGGAGGCCAGAGAUGCGCUGCAGAGGGCCACUCCCUUCGUCGAUGCUUUGGGUUGAUCAGCUUCGGAAGUGUGAUGGAUCGGGUGAUGGGCUUGGGUCUGAGGCUGCAAAAGGUGCGGGUGGUUUGGUCCAGAAACCUGUGGAAAAUUCUGCUGGUAUGAAGGUGCAGCGUCUUGCGAAGUAUGGAUUUCUUAGGAUAUGUCACGAGCAAAUGCCAUCCUUUUUUCUGCUGCCUAUUUAGCGGAGAAGUCGUAUAUAGGAUCGCCUGAAAUAUAGUUGCAACGAAGAUGAAAAUCCUCGUAUUAAAUAGAGGAGAGAACAGGUGUACUCCAGUAAGGAAUAUUUGAAUUGUGAAUUUAGCUUAGGUAGGGCCAUAAUGCAUCUAUUGCCUUUCCCCUUAUUUCAUUCAAGUUUUAUAAGUGGGAUUUACCUGUUAGCGAACAUACAUAUGUUGAUGCUGGCGAGCUUUUGUGUCUCAUUUAGAGUUUCUGUUAAGAUUACUUGCUGCAACUUGACAAUGGUUUUGGGUUGAAGAUGAAUUAUGAAGACUUCUGUCAUGUUGCCUA
This is a messenger RNA of Physcomitrium patens, 772 nucleotides long. RefSeq names its product putative serine/threonine-protein phosphatase 2A regulatory subunit B'' subunit TON2. The record is from RefSeq and is a predicted model, not a curated record. NCBI's taxonomy places the organism in Eukaryota, Viridiplantae, Streptophyta, Bryopsida, Funariales, Funariaceae.